AUGUACCAGUUUGGGACGAAGGGACAGCGGCCGGUGGAGUCCAUCGUGAAGGUCGUAUUGGACAUGCUCAAGCAGCAUCCCAACCAGGAAUUCACGGAUUCCCAAAUAGAACGGACGACAAGGGAAAGGAUAAUAGGUCAGCCAGCCGUGGUAGGCAUGUUGCAAAACAACCCGAAGAUCGACUACGAUCCCACCACUAGGAGGUACAAGUUUAAGCCUCACUACGACCUCCGUGACAAGCAACAGCUCCUUCAACUGCUACAUAGUCGGCCAACACUCAUGGUGGAUCCCAAUUUACUCGAGAGUUAUCCGGGAAUCGACGAGGAUAUUUCAAGUUUACUGCGGGAACAUGCCUGUCGAGGCGUGCGGCAUCCUGAUUAUAUCAAGCAAAUUAAAUGCGAGCGAGCACAGGCCGCUGCGGAGCAAGCGGCGGCUGCGAGUGAUGGAACUGCAAGGAAGGCGGCAGGUGCUGGACCUCGGCCGAAGAAGUUGCAGUGCGAUUUGUAUUCUAACGAAGAACGGUGUUCUGCAUGUCGUAGCAACCUCGGAGUUAUCCUUGGCCGGCUUUAUUCCGAUGAAAUCACGAGUAUGGCGAAAGCACUGGAUAGCGAUAUAAAGGAAAUGUGGUUUGGUACGACCUGGCCCAGCAUAGCUGACAUACAAAAAGCCACUAACGAAGGUCGCAACCAGCAAGCAGAGGUUUUGCAUCGGCCUGUACGUAAGACUAGGGGAGGCCGACAGAGAGGCACUCGCAACAAGAGGACUUCUUCCCGACCUGAGAAAGUUAGCAAUACUCAUUUGGCAGGGAUUCUCAACUCUUCGCCGCAGAGCAUUGCUUCACCGUCGUCACCAUCGACCCCUUCUCCAUAACUCCACGUGUUUCCUACUGUUACCCUUUGUCCUAUUUCGACCUUGUUGCAUAGUUUCACUCAC
Molecule: messenger RNA, 933 nt
Organism: Perkinsus marinus ATCC 50983
Lineage: Eukaryota; Perkinsozoa; Perkinsida; Perkinsidae
Exons: 9
Coding region: 1-870 (289 amino acids)
Biological process (GO): transcription initiation at RNA polymerase II promoter
Cellular component (GO): transcription factor TFIIE complex
Source: RefSeq, a predicted model, not a curated record